Molecule: messenger RNA, 4761 nt
Organism: Labeo rohita (rohu)
Lineage: Eukaryota; Metazoa; Chordata; Actinopteri; Cypriniformes; Cyprinidae
Product: tapasin-related protein
Exons: 6
Coding region: 2761-3702 (313 amino acids)
Source: RefSeq, a predicted model, not a curated record
UUUUUUUUUAAUAACGAGUCUUUAAUGGGUUUUCUGCUACAUAGUUCAGUAACAGACAUAAUUUAUGUUAUAUUAAGCCAUACACAUCUUAAUACCCGGGGUUCCCUUUUAGACUUCUCAAUUAAGUUUGACAUAUGAGAGUUCACCAGGGUAUGUUGCAUUGUCUCCUCCCUCGUUUGUCUGCCCUUCUCCCUCUUGCAUUUUUAAAUGCAAAAACACAUGCUGUGUAAAUGGAAACCAAGCCACAUCCCACUCAUAACCGUGCUCUCUAACUAUCAUAUCUGUGUUUACCUGCGUCACUCGGACCGCAGCCUCCUGUUAUAUAACCGAGCUGUGCUAAAUCAGCAGAACUGUUGCUAUGCAUUUAACGACAUGAAUGGCACGGGAAUAAAUGAUUUUAGGGUAGCUAUAGCUUUAAUAUAGCUGCAGCCUAAAACAGCCCUUCAUAGACUAUAUGAAUUAUCAUGAGAAUAUGGCUUUCAAAAUGCUUCCUUUGAAAUGCAGCAAACAAUGUACAACUGCAGACAGUAGAGGUCAUAAGUAAUUCAAAUCUUUAUUUAUUUUACUAAACAUGUACUGUCUUGCAUGUUUAUCAGUGACCUACAUCAACCUUCGAUGCAUCACCUGCUUCAACAUGUCUUUACAACUUCCCACACGGUGUGGUUAAAAUAACCAGACCACUUCAUCGCUUGUUAAGUGCAGCUGCCCAAACACAGCAUGAAGAUGUUGAUCAAGAGAGGUUUGGGUGGAGACAGCAAAUGAGGUCUACAGGACGUUUAGUGUAACCAUUUGUUUUAGAGCAUUACUACACUGUACAUCUGUUAUACUGGUGCAAUGCAAUAAAAAUCACUACAUUUUUGCCUGACGAAAAUCAAGUGUGUUAACUUGCAUUAAUGCGUUUUACAAAAACACUGUUUGCGCAAUACUUCAGCAGUUAAAAAAAUAAGUCAAGAAUUCAGUGGAAAUAAUGACCAUUUCCUUUCAAACACCUCUCUAUCUAAAUACAUCGGUGUCCUUCCUUAUAUAUAUUUCUGCUUGGUGUCAGCAGGAUGUCAAAUUUAAGGAAGACAUUUUUUUAGAUUUUCAGAACAACAUCUAAAAUAGAUAAACACAGUCUAAUCCCAGCUAACAGAAAACAUUCUUAGAACUUUGGCUUCUUACUGAAGAUAAGCAAACAUUCUUUCAAUGAUAUGUUCAUUUAAAGUUAUCUGCUUUUAAAUAACUUUCUCAGUUUGCUACUGUACUAAUCCAAGUGUGUUUGUUCUCAGCGCCUGUUAAAUCUGCUGUUAAAUCUUCGUCCCUCUCAUCCUCUAUGUGUGUUUAGCCGAACUAAAGAUUUUAUAACAUAACGCAUGUGCAUGUUACUUUACUUCCUGAGCAAGUGCAGAUUGAAGUUACUGAGUUGACCACCUCCUACAAGUUGUCUCUAGUUUGGUACCGCGGUACACCCCCGGGUGUGCAUGACGGCUUUUACAUGACCAAUUUUUAAUGCAAACCACAUUCUGUUUUGAACUAAACUGCCAUUGUGAAAGCCCGUUUAGUUGAGCCUCACCAAAAUGUGGUAGUUACGACUUAACAACUUAAAUAAGCUACCAUUAAACACAGGCUUUGUUUGAUUGUGCAGGCAAAAAGAAAAAAGGCCAAUAAAGACUAUGCUAAACCACAACCAGAAGAUUGUCUUUAUAAGAACCAAGUACCACGGCUUACAUAACCUUUGCUUUAAUGCACGACAGGCCCUGCAGUUGUUACAAAGGUAACAAGUAGGCUAAAGUGUGUUAAAAUGUGGUUUUGCCAAUGUACAGUGUGGGAUGAUUGUAAAGCAAAUUUUCUGUAGUGUUUAUAAUUGAGAAUCCAUAAUAAAAAUUGUAAGCAGGCACUUACAAUUAGUAUUUGUCAGAUUAACUGUGUUUAAGAAUUAUGUAGGAGCAUUUAGACUAAUGAUAUUGAGGUAUGGUAUUGGUAUUUGGUUUGCAUGGUAUUUUAAUUACCAUGCUUUUUCAUCUAAAUAGAUAAAAUGUUAAACCAAACUGUCACUAUCUUACACUAUCUUUAGGCCCUGGGGAACUCUUAUAUGUCAAAUCAAACUUUCUUUAUCUCACACUAUCUCUAGGCCCUGCUAAAUCUUCUAUCCUGAGUAUAUUCAAGUUGUUUACACAGGUUACACAUGGUGCGUCGUAGGCCAGAAACUAAAUUUCCCGGUCUUGCCCACCUAGUCUUUGUGGUUGACAAGUACAUAUAGAGACGUGAUGUAAAUCUUUUACAUCCUUUUCAUGGACCCCCAGCUAACAUGCAACUGUAGGCUCAAAAAUAAUAAAUAAUUUAAGCUGGUCCUGAGCUGGUUUAAGCUUAGCCCAUGCAUCUGACCAUCUUAAACCAGCUCAUGGCCAACAAAGAACUAGCUUAAACCAGCUACCAUGCUUCAGAACAUACCUAACCAGCAUAUGCUGUUUUUUUCAACACGUUGAAAAUGGAUUAAACAGUCCUGUGUUUGGUUCUUAUUUGUUUUCUUUUAACUUUUGUUUAGUACAAAAUCAGUCCAUCAUUGUUAGAAUGUUUCUAGUCACUUCCUCUUUGUAAAAUGUGUAAUGAAUGCAAAAAGGAAUGUGACGGGAUCCAGAUGAUGUAUUACUGUCAAAUGUUGAUUACCAAUGCUUUACUUAAAGAGGAAAUCACCGCCUCAACCUAGUUUCACACCAUGAGACACUUCAGCAUAACACGGUGUGGCAGAACCCAUAGAUAGCGCUUUCCCUGGAAAGAGAGAUGUGUUUCUCUCUGAUCUGUUGUGGGUGGAUGCUGUUGUCUUUGGUUUUUGCUUUUGACGAUGUGGCAGCGAAUCGUGCUACAGCUUUCUUUGUCGAUCAUGGACAGUCUGCCAAAAUCAGAUGUAACUACAACCAAACAAAUGACAUGGAAAUCAUCACAGUGGUUCUGCAAACAUUAAAUCAUACACUGUGUUACGUACGUUUGAGUUCAAGGAAAACAAACCAACAAAAUUGCAAAGACCACAUAAAAUUUAUAUGGAUUCCAAAGACUGAGGAAAUAUCAUUUGAUCUAUUAAAUCUCCAAAUUAAGGAUACCGGUACAUACACCUGUACUGUGAGGAGGAUUGCAAAACCACCUCAAAUGGAUCUGGGAGUAGAAAGAGUUCAAGUUAUUGUGCGUCCCAUCUUAUCGCUGUCCUGUGUGAAGCGGCCUGAUGGAUCUCCCAUGAUUCUGUGCUCUGUGGAUUUUUACCCUGAUUCUCUUGAACAGUUGUGGAUUACAGAUGGAGACGUCCUCAACAGCUCAUACUCAAACAAAUCAUUCGAUGGAUCCUUCAAACAGCAAUCAUACCUUAUACUGCCACCACAAACCUUGAAUGAUACUAUCUACUCCUGCUGGGUAAACCACUCGUCCUUAAACAAACCACUCGUGGCCAAUUUAUCAAGCUUUGUCUGUUAUGAAAAUGGGGGCAUAGCUGUGACUGUAACGGUAGUGUUUGUCAUGUUGACAGUGGUGUUGACUAUUUUUUUGAUCACUCCAGUCAUCUGUAGACAUUACAGAAGAGGACGUCAGCAGUCUGUAUCUCCUGUAGGAGUGUGUGUCACACCUGAGCCUGUCCUUCAUGAACACCUGCUGACUGAGAUACUGUAUUCAACACUGGGUGACCAUCAUCCAGUCCCAUGCAGCCCUGCCCACGCUCAUUUGCACAAUAAACACUGAAUGAGCACAAUGUCAGAUUUGUGUGUAUCUCAUUCACUACGCAGUAAUAACAGCAGUUAGUUAUGGGGCUUGUUGCAUAAACUGCUUAGAAUAGUUUUAAAAAGUCAGUUACAAAAAGGUUGACUCAAUUUGAAUUUAAAAAAGUAACAUUGAUUACAUCUUGGCUAACAGCUAUUGCUCAAGCUAGUUCUUAAAGGGAUAGUUCACCCAAAAAUGCAAAUUCUGUCAUUAAUGCAUGCAUUGUGGUGCUCUCAUGGACGUGUCGAAGAAUGACACAGAAGAGAAGAAAUUGUUGAAGAAAGUUGUUAUUUUUGUAUUCUUUGCACACAAAACGUAUUCUUGUAGCUUCAUAAAAUUACAGUUCAACCACUGAUGUCACAUGGACAUUUUAGCAAUGUCCUUACUACCUUUCUGGGCCUUGAACGUGGUAGUUGCAUUGCUGUCUAUGCAAGGUUAGAAAGCUCUCGGACGUCAUCAAAAAUAUCCUAAUUUGUGUUCUGAAGAUAAACAAAGAUCUUGUUUUGAACGACAUGAGGAUGAGUAAUUAAUGACAGAACUUGCAUUUUUGGGUGAACUAUCCCUUUAAGACACAGGCUGCAUACUUCCCCACAAUAUAGUAGGCAAAACAGAAUGUGACAAAAGAACCAAGUCCAAACCCUAAAAGAGUUGGCAAAAAGUCCCCAUUUUUGCUGGUUGGCUGAUUUUAGCUGGUCAUCCGGGCUGGUCUUAGCCCAGGGGUGUCAAACUCAGUUCCUGGAGGGCCAACCUUGCUUCAACACACAUACUAUGCAGUUUUCAAUUAACCCUGAAGGACUUGAUUAGUUGGAUCAGGUGUGUUUAAUUAGGGUUGCAUCUAAACUCUGCAGGGCUGCGGCCCUCCAGGACCGGAGGUUGACACCCCUGUCUUAGCCGGUCAUAGCUGAUCAGGAGGCUGGUUUUGGCCACUUCAAGGCUGGUCUUAGCUGGUCAGGCUCGGAGACCAGCUGGAAUGGCUAGCUAAAACCAGCCUGACCAGGCUGAAAGACCAGCUAAAACCAGCUACUUCCAUCUUAAAACAGC